AUGAGUGAGAGUGAACCGGAGGUGCACGUUCCGUCGACAGGCAUGUGGGAAUCUUCCCCGAUUGCCAAAGAAUGGCACGAAAAUUGGGAGGCCUUCAAGGAGUAUCUAGUAGUGUGCCAGGACGAUACGCAUCAGCUCUUUCGUCUUCGAAGCGCGGUGUCAGUAGCAAGCCGUAAUGCUGAAAUCCAUGGCCAAGCUGGGGCCGGUUCCAACGGAUCCAGCACAAGCCAUAACCAUCGAGUCGACCGAACUGUUUACGAGAAUCAUCCGUCAGUGCGUCGUGUUGAUGACCCUGUACUUUUCGCAUUUGUCGAUGUGAUGCAGUCCUCCGGUUCAAACCCCAAGCGCAUCAUGCAAUUUCUUUGCGAAAAGACAGGUCAAAAUUUGACCCUUCGUGAUGUUCACAAUAUGGUUGCAAGAAUGAGAGAAGAGCGCCGGGGUAGGGAUACUGUCGAACAACGUCUGGAGACUCUUCUACGAAGAUUUUGCGGGCGGGAAGGAAACCGAUCUUCUGUGUUUGUUGAUGACGAGUCCCUGGCACAAACAAUCGCGUUGCACACGCGCCAAAUGCGGAGAUGGUUCAAAGCUUUUUCCCGAGGUACUCCUCGUGGAUGCGACGCACAACACAAACGACUCGAGCACAGUCUAAUGAACAAUGAGAGUACUGAGUGCCUGGCGGAUGCCAUCGAGGCGUUCAAGCUCUCGAAUCCGUCUUGGGAGCAGAUACGGGUGAUUGUAAUCGACAGAGAUAUGGGCGAGCUGAGUCUGUUGGAGACGCAUUUUCCGCAUGUCAAAGUUAUCCUCCGCCACUUCCAUCUUAAGAAGUACAUUCGCUCUGAAAUGAAAAAGAGCAAGUACGGUGGACCGAGCAGCUUCGACAUGGACCAAGUUGAAGACGCUGUGGACAUGUUGAGAACGGCUCCAACGAUCGAAGAUUACACAAAGUACCUUAAGUAUCUGUAUUUCCUAUUGGACACCACACAUUUAGAUUCAAACGACAAGAUUCCAGAGCUUAAGCAUCCAUUCCUCCAGUACUUCAUGAAAAAUUGGGACCAGCAGAAGGAGCUCUAUAUGCUCGUUCAGACGUGCCACAUUUGGGCAAUCAUACUAACAGUUGACUGGAAGCUUCCUCGGACCAAAUUAAGGAGAACUUGA
Molecule: messenger RNA, 1155 nt
Organism: Phytophthora nicotianae INRA-310
Lineage: Eukaryota; Oomycota; Peronosporomycetes; Peronosporales; Peronosporaceae
Exons: 5
Coding region: 1-1155 (384 amino acids)
Source: RefSeq, a predicted model, not a curated record